Molecule: messenger RNA, 1014 nt
Organism: Paramecium tetraurelia
Lineage: Eukaryota; Ciliophora; Oligohymenophorea; Peniculida; Parameciidae
Exons: 1
Molecular function (GO): protein binding
Source: RefSeq, a predicted model, not a curated record
AUGGGUCUAUGUUCAACUUAUUGUUGUAAGAAAGAUGAUACAAAAAUAGUCGAAAAGUAAAUAAUAACUGAGGUUAACCUUGCCUUAACAACAGAAGAUCAAAAAGUAACUGAGAUACAAGAGAAAAUAACUUCAAUUAUUAAAAUAUAAGCUCAUUACAGAGGUCAUUCUGUUAGGAAAAAAAUGAAGAAAACAGCUAAGACAUAAUAAAAAAAGGAAAGUUAGCUUUCUAAUAGAAUUUGCAUUCUCGAAGCACUAAAAGCGGAGGAUUAAUUAAGAAUUUAAGAAACUGAAAAAAGAUAAGAACCCAUAUAAUUGUCUGAAAUAGAAAUGGUUGAUGGAAGCAAGUACGAAGGAUAGUGGAUGAAAGGAUAAAGAUGGGGGUUUGGAAGGCAUAAAUGGGCUGAUGGUUCCGUUUAUGUAGGAGAGUGGAAGCAUAAUUUAGCUUGGGGAAGAGGUAAACUCAUCCAUGCAGACGGAGAUGAAUAUGAGGGAGAGUGGCAAAGAGAUUAAGCAGAUGGUUUUGGUAUAUAUAUUCACUCAAAUGGGGCUCGCUAUGAAGGUUAAUGGAAAGAUGAUUAACAGAACGGGAAAGGAGCAGAAAUUUGGAAAGAUGGAUCUAAAUACAACGGGGAGUAUAAGGGAGGAAAAAAGCAUGGAUAUGGACAUAUAUAUUUUGCAGAUGGAUCAUCAUACGUUGGUUAAUUUUUUGAAAAUUAGAUACACGGAGAAGGUGAAUAUGUUUGGUUCGAUGGAAAAUCUUAUAAUGGCCAAUGGAAGAAUAAUAAAAUGGAUGGAAAGGGUACUAUGAUUUGGGCAGAUGGUAAAAAAUACGAAGGAGAAUAUUCAAAUGAUCAAAAGCAUGGAUUUGGUAAUUUCUAUUGGGAGGAUGGACGUUUCUACUCAGGAUAAUGGCUGAAUGGAAAAUAGAAUGGAGAAGGCGAAUACACUGCAGCCACAGGUGAAAAUAGAAAAGGGUAAUGGGAACAAGGAAAAAGAAUAAAAUGGUUAUGA